Molecule: messenger RNA, 749 nt
Organism: Triticum dicoccoides
Lineage: Eukaryota; Viridiplantae; Streptophyta; Magnoliopsida; Poales; Poaceae
Product: PHD finger-like domain-containing protein 5A
Exons: 2
Coding region: 167-499 (110 amino acids)
Biological process (GO): mRNA splicing, via spliceosome
Source: RefSeq, a predicted model, not a curated record
UGCAAGCUUCUAGUCGCAUCGGGCCGCCGCCGCCAAAAUCUAUUCCGCCAGCCUCGUCGACGUCGUCUCGGUGUCUCGGCGCGUCGCCUGCGGGGAGCAAGGAGCCAAGGUGCGAGCGCCGCCGCAGCGAGCUCGUCCUUCCGAAGGUUAGCAGCAUCCGACAGCCAUGGCGAAGCAUCACCCCGAUCUCAUCAUGUGCCGGAAGCAGCCCGGCAUCGCCAUCGGCCGCCUGUGUGAGAAGUGCGACGGCAAGUGCGUCAUCUGCGACUCGUACGUGCGCCCCUGCACCCUCGUCCGUGUCUGCGACGAGUGCAACUACGGCUCGUUCCAGGGGAGGUGCGUCAUCUGCGGAGGGGUCGGCAUCUCGGACGCCUACUACUGCAAGGAGUGCACGCAGCAGGAGAAGGACCGCGACGGGUGCCCCAAGAUCGUGAACCUGGGGAGCGCCAAGACCGACCUCUUCUAUGAGCGCAAGAAAUACGGUUUUAAGAAGCGAUAGACGGACGAGACAGAUUCUUGGCCAGGUCCUCUGGGCAUCAUUUUCUGCUGUUUGCCGAACGAACAGCGAUGUAUUCGUGUUAUGGUUUGGUACUGAUAGGAGAAUGCAACCCGGUGAUCUUGAUCUGUAAUAACUGUUUGUGAUGUAUGGUCUGAAGUGAGUCUAGCUGGACUCCCAACUGCUUAUGCGGUGCUAUGUGCCGUGACUGUUUGUUGUUGACUUGGAAUGUGGAUCGAGAUGACUGGCUUCC